UCUGGUGAACGCGGCCAAGGAGAGAAAAGAGAGAAUGCCUGGCAUUGAUCGCGGCCUCCCCGGUCCUAGGCGCCACCGAUCGAUUGAUCCGCGCAGCAAUCCACACAUCCCUUCCCUCUCGCGAGCGCGCUCUCCUCCUACUCCCAAUUCUCCGCGGCUGAUCGAUUGAUGCCGCCAUUGCCCGCCAGGCAUCCGCGAGCGCCGAGAUCGAUCGCGAAAUAUCGGGUAAGAGCACAGAAUCCCCAAGAAUCCAGUGGUCGUCGAGCACAGUGGCUACCUCGCGAUAUUUAGGGUUCUUGAAUCCGCGAGGAGGACCAAGGAUGGAAUGCAGGAGGAGCUGGUAAAUCAUGUGCGCACGCGGCGAUCUCAGCAGCACACGAGGAAGAAGAUCAUGAAAUCCGGCAGCGCAGCCGCCGGUGGUGUCCUCCAUCCAGUCCUGCGGAGAUCCCUCACCAACGCCGCCUCCACUCCGCGCAAGAGCAGCGGCAGCAGCAGCCCGGAGCGCGGCGGCGGCGGCGGCGUUCUCAUCGGCCCGGGGCCGCUCAUCCGCCUCUGCCUCCACGCCGUGGCCUGCAUUGCCAGCCUCGUCAUCGGCUUUCGAUUCUCGCGCGAGACGCUGCUGGUGCUCGUCAUCAAGCAGCCCGAGCUCGCGAUUCUCAAGGCGCCACAGCAGCAUGUCCAGCAGCAGCCCCGCGAGCUCAUCGACGUGGGGAUCAAAUUCCCAUAUGUGGAGCCCGGCCUUGGAGUCCGGGAUGGAGUCCGAGAUGGCGGAGGUCGGCUACCCGAGGCGAGGACCAAGAGCGGCCGCGUCCACGUUGGUCGCCACGAGAUUCUCAUCCGGCCAUGGCCACACCCCGACUCCGCGGAGAUUUACCGAGCCCACGCGCUGCUGGAGAGGGUCCAGGUGGAGCAGCAGAGCUUGUAUGGGCCCAAGGAGAGGAAGACGGUGAUAGCGAUCACGCCAACUUUCGCCAGGACUUUCCAGGCGAUCCAUCUCUUGGGUGUCAUGCACACGCUGCGAGCGGCUCCUGGGCCGGUGAUCUGGAUUGUUGUCGAGGCUGGCGGGCGAUCGAACGAGACGGCUUCUAUUCUCGCUUCCUCGAGGCUGGAGUUUGUGCACCUGGGGGUGAAGGACGCGAUGCCUGUGGCGUGGGAGCAGCGGCGGAGAAUGGAGACGAGGCUCCGGAUCGAAGGAUUGAGUCACGUGAGACGCGAGAAGCUCGACGGCCUGAUCCUGUUCACCGACGACAGUAACGUGCACAGCCUCCAGCUCUUUGACGAAAUCCAAAAGGUGAAAUGGAUCGGAGCUUUGUCAGUUGGACUUUUAGAAACCGGGUCAGGAGCAACGGAGACGGCGAGCUCGAUGGUAGCAGCAGCAUCAUCCGCAAAACCGAGAUUGCCAGUCCAAGGCCCGGCUUGCAACGAGACAUGUCACGUAGUUGGCUGGCACGUACUCCGGCCGUCUCCAGUCGAUGGAGAGGACGACUCCUCGUCCUCGUUCACGGACGUUGCCGGGGGCUUGACGGACGUGGCAACGCACCUCGAGUGGUCGGGCUUUGUCAUCAACUCGAGAGCAGUGUGGGACGAGGCUGAGAGCGAGAACGAGGAGGAAGAAGCAUCAUCAUCAACGAUGGAAGACGAGCAACAAGAAGAAGACGCAGAGAGAGCCUCGACAAGGAGGAAGCCCGAGUGGAUCAACGAGUGGAAGGAAUGGAUAAGCGAGGACAGUGGAAGCCCGCUGAGGCUGGCGAAGGACCAGGGAUUCAUCGAGGCUCUCGGCAACUGCGGGCGAGAGGUGAUGCUGUGGUGGAUCCGGGUGGAAGCCCGAGCCGAUAGCCGAUAUCCUCCCAGGCAAGUUGCUCUAUGCCCGACUCGGGGAUACCAUAUAUACCAGCUAACGCGUUUACCACACAGGUGGUCUUUAACUUCGCCACUGGAGAUCACUGUCCCGGCACAGCGCACGCCGUGGCCCGAGUUUGUGGAGACUGAAUCCACAGGAGGCGCGGGAUCGGCGAGCCGGAAGAUGGAUCCGUCAGAGAAGCGUGCUCGAUCCAAGGCUGCGCGUCGAGCGAAGAGACAAAGAGACUCCAAAGUAGGAGUCGAUGGUGGUGGUGGUGGCGGUGGCGGCGGUGGUGGCGGCGGUGGUGGCGGCGGUCAUCAGAAACUUUCAUAAAGUAAUAAAAAACGAGGUACCGUGUCUCUUUCUCUCUCAAAUUCUUUUGUACUAUCGCGUAAUAAGCGGAGAUCGCCACCGAGGUUUUGCUUUUCUUCUUUUUUUUUUUUUUUUGUCUUUGGUUUUGUUUUGUUCUUCCAGUCAGUGUAUAUAAAAAAAAUUCUUAGAAAUCUCUGUUCUUCCACCAGCUGGAGAAGCUAGCUAUCUUCUUUUACAAAAACGCUUUGAUUCUCUCUAUAAUCUUCCACCAGCUGGAGAGAGAACACAGGGA
Selaginella moellendorffii is the source of this 2444-nucleotide messenger RNA. Its product is annotated as probable beta-1,4-xylosyltransferase IRX14. The record is from RefSeq and is a predicted model, not a curated record. NCBI's taxonomy places the organism in Eukaryota, Viridiplantae, Streptophyta, Lycopodiopsida, Selaginellales, Selaginellaceae. Bases 326 to 2173 code for a protein of 615 amino acids. The transcript has 2 exons. Gene Ontology annotation, molecular function: xylosyltransferase activity; galactosylgalactosylxylosylprotein 3-beta-glucuronosyltransferase activity. Gene Ontology annotation, biological process: plant-type secondary cell wall biogenesis; glucuronoxylan biosynthetic process. Gene Ontology annotation, cellular component: Golgi membrane.